ACCAAUGACGGAUAUGGACACAUCAACAUUGAUGACAUGCUUCUUGAAUGAAAAUUAUAUUGUUGAUAUAAAAGAUUAUAAAGCUCUACUAUAGACGCUGAUAAAGGGUUUGGCGCAUAUACUAUAUAUAGAAAAAAUAGUUCUAUAAAAAAAUUGCACCAAUGAAUCCUUUGGUAACACAUCUUUAUGCUUGAAUCCCAAGAUAAUGGCCAGAAUUCUACAAAACAGAUAGAACCCAGCAUGACAGCUUCUACCUGUUGGACGACAUUUUCACAGCUACGUCUUUAUGCAGUUUUGUUUGUAAUCACUACAUUUGUAAAUAAGUAUGUGCUUUCCAUCUUAGAAUUCAAAUAUCCAACUAUCUUCCAAGGAUGGCAAACAUUAGUAGGUUUUUUGGUAAUGAAGAUGUUAGUAGCAACACGCUAUCUGAAACCGAUGCAGCUCACCGAUAGCGAUAAAAGAAGUGACCUAAUAAGAUGGAUACCUUCAAUGGUUUUCUUUGUGAUCUCUAUAUACUCAGGAUCAAAAGGUUUGGCAGAGUUGUCUAUACCAGUGUUUUUAGCCAUACAGAAUAUUACGGUGGUGUUUGAUUAUUUAUCUCAAAUGAUCAUUUAUAGAAAGCUUACAAGUGCAAUAAAUUACCUUAUGUGUAUGGUGAUAGCUAUCUCAUCUUUAGGAAUAGUGUUAACAGAUCCACAGUUUCACCAUGGUGGAUAUUUCUGGAUCUGUGUUCAUAUUCUAUCUACAGGUUUAUUGAUGUUAUAUACAAAUAUGACAAAGGGAAGAUUGAAGAUAAGUGCUGUGGAGAAACUUUAUUGUAAUUACAUAUACAGCAUAGUUAUAUUGACUCCAUCAAGUUAUUUAUUAGGGGAUGCAUUAGAAGCUGUGAAGUAUCCAUACCUGUAUUUUUCUAAGUUCUAUGUUGGAUGUUGUGUAAGUGGAGUGUUUGGAGUACUAUUGAAUCUCUAUACAAUACGUCUACAAGAAAAAGCUUCAGAUGGAGUGAUGGAAUUCUCCAGAAUUCAUGGCCUAGUUAAGAUAAUAACCAGUGUGAUAUCCCUGUCUCUAUUUAAUGACAUCCUAACAGCAGAACAUGCGGCAUGUUUAAUGAUCAAUCAUCUGGCAGCACUGGCGUGUGAGGAUACAUCUUAUGACCAACCAAUCAACAAAUCAUCCACAAAAUCAGAAGAACCAAAACAAAUCUUGUCAAAGCAUAAUGUUUUAUAUAAUGACUAUUUAAAAGAAAAUGAUAAUAAAGAUUAUAUUAUUUAACUAAUUAUUUAAUAAAGAAUUAUUAAAGUCAAGAAAAAUA
Messenger RNA from Mytilus californianus (California mussel), 1312 nucleotides. Its product is annotated as transmembrane protein 241-like. Gene Ontology annotation, molecular function: antiporter activity. Gene Ontology annotation, cellular component: Golgi apparatus. The transcript is spliced from 15 exons. The coding region runs from base 187 to 1272 and encodes 361 amino acids. The record is from RefSeq and is a predicted model, not a curated record. Lineage: Eukaryota; Metazoa; Mollusca; Bivalvia; Mytilida; Mytilidae.